AUGCGGAUUGGGCCCAAGCUGGGUGAGCAACACCCGCAAUAUGAAAUGAGGCGAUCCUCAGUGCGUCAAGCAUGCCACGGUGUCCACUUCGUUGUGCUGUGCAUUUGUUUGACGAAUCGCUGUGCGGACAGCUGCAAUCCUGAGCAGUGCAAGAGUCUGGUGACCAAUUUGAAGGAUUGCGUAGACACUGCGUAUUUUGGUGGAGGAGACAAUUUGAUCGCACUGUGCGCAAGGGAUGAUGGGGCCAAGCUUGCGGUGAGGCUCUCUGUGGUGGAGGACAUUCGGCCCAAGUCAGAGUAUGACAGCUUUCGAACCAUGUACUUGUUUCACAGCAAGGAUUUAGCUAGAUCUCUUUGCGGGCAUGAUUGGAUCCAGUCCCUGAUUGUGCCGAAGCUCCGCAAAGCCAUGCAGCAAACCUUGGUGUGGCGCAUUCUCAGAACGAGUGAGUACCAUGGAGAAAUCCGCUGGAGAGACGAGUUUUUAUGGAGGAAGAUGGUGUUUGCCCCAGCACCGUCCCUGCACGAAUGUUUGGCUUGUGUGCAACUAUGUUCCAGAGUGCCUGUGCUGAAUCAAAACCAUCAGCAUGUUGCGAACCUAUCUAGGUCAGUCCAGAUCGGGAUCAGCAUCAUGAAAGGUGUCGAUGGGUCCUUCAAAAGCGUAUAUGAAAAGCUGACAGUCCAAGCCGUUUCCACUAUCUUGGUAGGGUACCACUUGGACCUUGCCACAAUGGCAGACUCGAACCACUUCCAUGAUGCACACGAAGGCAACGUGCUCCUCUCUUUGUCUGGCGUAGAUUUUCCAGAGAUCCGCUGGCAUGACUUCGGGGGCAGUUAUAAGCCUGCGGGCGGGUUGGUCACGCCAGCUUUGACAGCUGACUUUGUGGGUAAGAUUGAGCGCUUUUCCGACACAGGGAUCAACUAUAUCAGGAUGACACACCAAGGUUUUGCCUCAAGACUGAAUGAGACGCGCAAGAAGUGCACUUUAGUCGGGCAAGAGAUGGUACUGGUGCCAUUGUGUUUGCGUCAACGCGCUUUCAGCUUGGUGGAAACCAUGCUGAACGCGGACGUCAUGGACACCUCGGCUCAGCGAAAGCUCUUGGAAAAGAUUUCGCUGGGAAUGCCCGAGCUGUCCCAAAAGGAGCUGUGGCGACAGUUCUUUGCAGGCAGGUUUGUUUGGCGCAUUUACCACGCUGCCAAGAAUGCCACCUGCAAGGCGGAGCCGCCUCGCAACCAUCCGCUGCGGUGUGGGUCUGUCAGCUGGGAAGCCCUGCCUGGGCCUUACCAGCAGCUGUGUGCGGUUUUGCCUGCCCUGCUGCUUGUGCGUUGCAAGGACGGCAAGGACUUUGAGAUCGUCGGCAACGCGUUUCAGGUCAAAGGUGUUUUGACAAACGCAGCGACCUCAGCUGGGCCACUGGACAAAGGAUUUACCUCAGCUCUGUUUUGCCUUUGGAAAUGUUGCUUCGUGCUUUGCGGGGAGGUGGAUGACCUCAAGAAAGCCCUGCGCUUAGAGCUUGUGAGCCUCGCUAGUCUUGCGCUUUCCAUUGUAAGCUGUUUUGCAGAAGGGCGAUGA
Effrenium voratum is the source of this 1569-nucleotide messenger RNA. The record is from the annotation of a GenBank genome assembly. NCBI's taxonomy places the organism in Eukaryota, Dinophyceae, Suessiales, Symbiodiniaceae.